Molecule: messenger RNA, 3709 nt
Organism: Dimorphilus gyrociliatus
Lineage: Eukaryota; Metazoa; Annelida; Polychaeta; Dinophilidae
Source: the annotation of a GenBank genome assembly
UUCUGAUAAAAAAAUCAAUUGAUAACGAUUUCCUUUAAAUAUUAGAAAUACAUUGAUCGAUUAGUGCUUUUGUUGGUAAACAAUAAAGUUGACCUUUAAAUAUUAAAUAACAAAAUAUACCUGGAAAGAAAGAGAAAAUUGUAUGAUCUAAUAGAAAAACAUUGGUCAUUAUAAUACUGUAUAUGACUAAUAGAUACUAUAAAUAAUUUGUUACUAAUAUCUCAAUAUGAAUUGACUAUAAAUUUCAACAGUUAUACAGAGUUGAAAAUAGAGGGUUUAUUAUUUCUAUAAAAAUCUUCAAUCGCGAUGAUAAUAAGAUGGAUAAUGGUAAAGUAAUACAAUUGUUAUCAAUUGACGAUGAUGGAUCAAUUAGUUUGGAGGAGGAAGGAGUUAUAUAUUUAACCGAAUUUUGUGAAGGUAAACGUUGUUUAUUUAUAUCUUCCUCUGGUUCCUCGAGAUGCGGGAAAUCUUUUCUACAAAAUUUAAUUAUAAAUGAGACUGUUUAUGACAAACUUGAAAAAGAUCAAGGGUUCGCCAGUGAUUCCGGAAUGAAUUCAGUCACUAGAGGUAUUCAAUUUUGGAGUAGGCCAAUUGUACAGAAUGUUGAUGGUGAGGAUAUUUUUACAUUUAUAAUGGAUUCCCAAGGAUUAAAUACCAUUGAAGAGCUGGGAAAGUACGAUAGAUUUAUCCUCUCGUUCUUGUUUUCUCUUUGUUCAAUAGUACUAUUUAAUGUUGAAAAACGUUUAACAACUGCCUAUCUGGAAGAACUUGAUUUCUGCUCAAUGUACGGAUUAGUUGGGGAAAGUUGCAAUAGAAGACAAAAGAAUUUGAUAUUUAUCGUUAGAGAUUGGCAGUAUUUAAAUAAUUAUUCGUAUGGCGAUAAUACAGACUAUUUAAAGACUAAUUUAAAACUGGAGAAUUAUCCAUUUAGUAGGAGCUUUGAAAAAAUUUCUUGUUAUCUUCUGCCAAAUCCAGGAGAUCAGAUUUGUUCUGGAUUGUAUAAAGAUUUACUAUUAGAUGUUUCUAAUGAUUUUAUUAAGUAUGUAAAUGAUUUGAAAAAUUUCAUGAUGGAUCAGUUAUAUUGUCUAUCUAAAGAAUUAUUAAACACUAAUUCGUUAAAUGUUGGAAUUGAUCAUAUAUUUGAUAGUUUAAGCUCGAGGAAAGAAAUUAUCGAACGAAUUACACCCAAUGAAGCUUCUUAUUCAAAAUUUAUGAAUAUUAAUAUGAUCUUGGAAGGUGUUGAAAAUAUUUUAUCUGAUAGAAUUCAAAAUGAAUUCGAUUCUUGUCUUCAAAGUUCAAUUUCAGUAGAAACUUUUUCUUUUGUUUGUAAGACUAUACUUGAAGAACUGAAGGUAACACUAUACAAUUCGAUUAAAGGAGAGAAUGAAGAUGAACAGAUAAUGGGCAAAUUUACUGAAAGGGCUAAUUGUAAAAUUAAUGCUAAUCUUAAAAUAUAUAGAGAAAAGAGAAUACUCAAAUCAACUAUUGAUAAUUAUAAAGCUAAUAUGGAAUCGUUUAUUUUCAAGUUCACUACCUCUAUUCAAUAUCCUAAACCAUUUCUAGAAUGCCCAUUCCUAUUAGACGCUCACAAAAACUUCUUUUCGAAGGCCUAUCUCGAAUUAAAAACUCUUUUUGGUUUCGAACCUGAAUAUGAUUGUUUAAGAUCAUUUACAGAUAAUAUUCAGAAAGUAUAUUAUAACAUUUAUCACCGAAGCGUACAACUUGAAAAAGCAUAUUUAAUUCUUGAUCGUAAUGUAAGACAACAUUUUGAUGUCAUUUUCGUUAAAAAAUAUGAAAAUCAAAUAUCUUUGAAUGAAGUUGAACUGGAAGAAUGCAGGAAAGAAGCAUUCGAAAAUUUUGAGCAUAAUCUCUAUCUGAACGAUUCAAUUCACCAAUUGUUUGAAUUAAACAUAGAUUUAGAUUUAAAAUUUACUAUGCAAUCAAGAUAUGCAGAUUUGCAAGAGUUUAAUGAAUUUAUUAAGAAAGAAUUAAACUUGACAAUAGGAGCAACUGUUGGGCAUGCUUUAUUGACUAUUGUGGGAAUAGCUCCUGCCGCUGUUUGCGCAGCUGUAAUUAUUCCAACGUUAGGAGUUACUAUCCCAUUAGCGGCAGGAAUAACUGGUGCAUCUGCAGGAGCUGCAAGUGUGGGUGGUGCUGUUGGUUUUGGUUUAAAACCUAUAAUCAAGUCUAUUGUAAAACGGAUUGAUAAAAAAACAUCAGCUUCCGCCCAGGAGGAUUUUCUUUCAAAUCAAGAAGUUUCAUUCCUAGAUCUAUUUAAAAAAGAAAGAAGCGUAGAAAUGACACAGGAAUAUCUUCAAGUAUUACCAGUAAGAAUGAAGCUAAAAUGUCAGCAAAUCCAUAACUUUGAAACUCUAUGAAACUCUUUUUUUGCAUUUUGAUUUUUUUCUGAAUUUUUAAUUAUAUUAAAAAACUAGAUCAGAAAACUACACACUUUUUAAUAGUAAUCCUUAUUCCAAUCUAAUUUUAGAAAAGAGGUCCUCAAAAUUAAUAGUUCUCAGUUGGAAUUUUGAAUUUUAUUGGUACUAUGUCGUAAGCAUUGGUGGUUCAGUGGUAGAAUGCUCGCCUGCCACGCGGGCGACCCGGGUUCGAUUCCCGGCCAAUGCAAUUUUUUUGAUUUUUCCAUAGAAACCAUUUAAAUAUAGUUUUAAUCGAAUUCUGAAAGAUAGACAUUAAAAAAAAAACAACAGUAAGAUAAAGUUGCGUAACUUUUAUUAUUUGUUUAUAAGUAUAUAGUAAUUUUCAAUCUUCAAUUAUAGAUCUGUUCAUUCUCAACUUUAAAGGGAUUAACUGCAUAUAAUCUUUGAAUAAACUGAUUAAUUUUUCAUUAUUGGUAAUAAUCCUCUUCAAAUUUAGAACCUUCAAGAUAUCACUCUCUCUUUCAUAAUCUAAAAUUGAAAUAUUAUCAUUUCUCACAUUCUUCCAUUUAAAAUAUACUUCCUUUCUAAGUUGAAUUUCAUCAAGAUACACAUUUGAGAAAUCAUUAGUUUUCAAUAGAUAAUCAUAAUGAACAUAAUCUUCGCAAGUUGAAAUAUCCGAGCUUUGGCUUCUGAAUCUGCUGUUUAACCAAACUAAACAGCAUGAGACUUGGUUUCCCUGUACGGUUUCUUGUGGUUUCCCCCUCUCUUUUAAUAGACUUUUUUCGUGUAGUACAGUCUUUAUAAAAUGAUUAAUAAAGUGUAAACGAUGAUCUAAUAAGCAAUCCACAUCAAUAUAUCUAUAGUAAGAUGUAAAAUCUAACAAUUCUUUUGUAAAUUGAUAUUUAAUAUCAACUGUGUAAUAAGCCGUAGUCUCGUCAUUACUUUUCAAGCAGAAUAGUUCGAAAUGUCUAUCGAAAUUAGUUACCAGUUUUUUCUUUAGAAAAUUAUAAACAUCUUUAAGUUUAUUUCCAUCAUUUAGUUUUUCAAAUAUUUGUUUUUUAACUAAUUUUAACUUUCCUUCAUUUUCUUUAUAAAUUAAAUAGAAAUUUUCUCCCAUUUCAUUUAUAACCAUUUUUAAAACUUCUUCUAUCCUUUUAUCUAAAAGAUCGUCAGUGAUUAUUGGCUGUUGAAUAUCAAAUUCACUAUUACUCUGAUAAACAACAAAUAAAAGUCUAUUGAGAAUUAAUUUCUCUACUUUUUUAAUUUUUUCAUUAUCAAAGUUCAUAUUCCUUUUGAAUUCUUGACAAUUUCUACAAAAUCUUUUUAAUGAA